CAAUUGCUCGCUCGCACGCGCAAACGCCGCCUCUUCCUCCUCCCAUCCUCCCCCCGACAUUCGCCGCACCCGUUUCCCCAGAUCCCAAGGAACGAACCAGCCCACACCUCUCGCCGCGGCAUUUCCUCGAACAUCCCGCGCGCGCGCGGGCGCCCCGCCGCCGCCGCCGCCCAUGGGCUCCCUCCCGGUUAACGCCUCGCCGGAAUUCGCCGCGCAGAGGCGCGCCACGGUGUCGGCGUCGGACCUGGCGCCGCUCUUCUCCACGCAGCGCCGGCACCUGGACCACUUCUUCGACCGCCUCGACAUGUCGCAGGCGGCGGCGUUCGCGCAGGCGCUGCUCGACGCGCCCGGGGCCGUCUUCUUCACGGGCGUCGGCAAGUCCGGCAUCGUGGCGCGGAAGAUCGCGCAGACGCUGGCGUCGCUGGGCUUCGCGCGGGCCGGCUUCCUGGCCCCCGUCGACGCGCUCCACGGCGACAUCGGCGCGCUCUUCCCCGGGGACGUGCUCGUGCUGCUCUCCAAGUCCGGCGCCUCCGACGAGCUGCUCGCGCUCGCGCCCUGCGCGCGCGCCAAGGGCGCCCACCUCAUCUCGCUCACCUCGGCGGCGUCGGGGGCCGACUGCCCGCUCGCCGCCGCCUGCGACCUCAACGUGCACCUGCCGCUGCAGGGGGAGGUAUGCCCCUUCGGCCUCGCGCCCGUCACCUCCACCGCCAUCCAGAUGGUGUUCGGGGACACCGUCGUCGCUGCCAUAAUGGAGGCGCGCCGACUCUCCAGGGACCAGUACGCCUCCAACCACCCCGCCGGCAAGAUUGGCAAGACCCUCAUCUUUAAGGUUAAGGAUGUUAUGAAGAAACAGAAUGAACUUCCUCUGUGCAAGGAGGGAGAUAUGAUAAUGGACCAACUCACAGAGCUCACCAGUAAAGGUUGUGGGAGUCUGCUUGUGGUUGAUGAAGAGCAUCAUUUGAUUGGCACCUUCACUGAUGGCGAUCUCCGCCGUACAUUGAAGGCAAGCGGGCCAGCUAUUUUCAGUCUCACAGUUGGAGAGAUGUGCAACAGGAAUCCAAGGACAAUCACCGCGGAUGCAAUGGCAGUCGAAGCCAUGGAGAAGAUGGAAUCACCUCCUUCACCUGUGCAGUUCUUGCCUGUUGUCGACGACAACAAUGUCGUGUGUGGGAUCAUUACACUGCACGGAUUGGUCUCUGCCGGAUUGUAGACUUCUGUGGUCAUCACCUUCUGCUGGAUUACAUGUUUUUUGUACCAGCUUACCGGGUUCUUAAUGAUUCAGUUUGUCUGCGUCUAUUUGGCUCUAGGCUGCCAAUUGCAUGUAUUCUUGCCGUUCAGUUUAAACCUGAACGCGUUUUGUUGCUACGGUAUCAUGUGUAGCUGUCAAUGUACCCUUAUGUAUAGUGUUUGGUAAGAGGAAUACGCUCCUCAAGGCGUUUUAUCGCAACAGUGUCACGUGUAGCCUAGACUGUCAGUUUAACCUUAUGUGUAGUUGGCUGCUUGUGUAUGUGUCGUACCCUGUUCUGUAAAUGAUUGUGAAUGUUGAGACAUUUCAAUGCUGUUGAGCAAGCAGAAGCUGUAGCCCCACAAACCUUAUUGAUC
Messenger RNA from Panicum hallii, 1602 nucleotides. Its product is annotated as probable arabinose 5-phosphate isomerase. The coding region runs from base 173 to 1210 and encodes 345 amino acids. The record is from RefSeq and is a predicted model, not a curated record. NCBI's taxonomy places the organism in Eukaryota, Viridiplantae, Streptophyta, Magnoliopsida, Poales, Poaceae. Gene Ontology annotation, molecular function: carbohydrate derivative binding; isomerase activity. Gene Ontology annotation, biological process: carbohydrate metabolic process; carbohydrate derivative metabolic process. The transcript is spliced from 3 exons.